AUGGCCAGUUCCAGUGACCCCAUUCCGGUAGUUCCUGCCAUUUCCGAUGAGUACAAACUAUCCAAAGAUCAUGCAUUCUUGCUAGGUUUAGAAGAAUUAAUGAAGUUGAUGGAUGAGGUUCAGGGAGAGAUAACCGGACGUGCAGGGGAAGCGGCUCAACGCCAGAGAGAGGAAGAAGAGAUAAAAAGAAGAGAAGAUGAAGAAAUUGAAUCUCUUUUUGCUGCUUGGAAGCCAAAGCAUUUUGCAAGGGUUGAUCGGAAAGAAGAGGAGAGAUCUCUGAAGCGCCAGAAAGGUCCAAAGUAUAACAGUGCAACUGAGAGUGAUUCCAAGGAGGGUUCUGAUAGUGGGUUUGAGUGUCCGGUGGAGGAAGUAAAUACCAAUGAAGAAGACUCUGACGUAGUACAGGACAAGAAGAGGAUGGGGAGGUAUUUGGACUGGAAGCUGCGUAGACGGUUUGACCAUGAGAGGGUCAAUCCAAAGAUCUUUGUCAGGACCAUGCGUGAAGGAGAACCCAGCGAUGAUGAGAGAGUUCCUUCAAGAAUCUUCCCCAGAACCAUGCAUGUACAAGAAUCCAGUGAUGAUGAUGAAGAGCUUCGGGAUGCUGCCAGAAGUGAAAAUGAUGAUGAAGAAGAUAGUGAUGAGGAGAGCAUAUCAUCUGAUGGUGAUACUUCCCCUGCUUCAUCAGGCAGUAGCUACAGUGCACAAUACGAUGAGGAUGAAGAUUCGAGUUACGAUGGGGAGGAUUUUUAG
Messenger RNA from Papaver somniferum (opium poppy), 750 nucleotides. Its product is annotated as sarcoplasmic reticulum histidine-rich calcium-binding protein-like. The transcript has a single exon. The record is from RefSeq and is a predicted model, not a curated record. Bases 1 to 750 code for a protein of 249 amino acids. Lineage: Eukaryota; Viridiplantae; Streptophyta; Magnoliopsida; Ranunculales; Papaveraceae.